AUGUCACAAAACGUCACCUCGGCUUCGCUGGCGCCUUCUGAUCCAGAGCAGCAUGACGCGCUGCGUGCCCUGAACCGCUCUCCCCAUCCAUACCACCACCAGAGCUCAGAGCUGCCGCAUUCAUCAGAGCGCUUUACAACGCACGAUGUGUCUCGUGGCAGUGGUAACGACGGGGCACACCUAUCGCCGACGAGACUCCCGGCCUUCUCGAAAGAAUCUUCGCCUGGAAGUGAGAGCGGCACCGAAGCCGAUGACGAGCACUUCCUCAAGGGCCUUCCAGCACCAAAGACCAAGCUACACAAAGGAUUAAGAGACUACGACGAGCCGACAUCAGGUUUUACGACACCUGCACCGUCCCCAGCUGCCCUGGAUGACGACCAUAUCCAGGCCAUAUCGCAGAGAUUACGUCCGAAGGUGGGACAGCGUAAGAAGCGCUGGCUCGAUGUUUUGCGACGAAAUAGGGCUCUGGUGCGAAGGCUUACCGAGGUCGGCCUUGUGGGAUCGCUGGGAUUCAUGGUUGUGACGAGUAGUCACGUAUCACCAUUAUUUCGUGUCUGGAGAAAAGACUUUGAAUUAUUGGGUCUAUUGUACCUCACCCUGUUGGGUUUAUAUCCUUUAAGAGUUUUGGCAUGGGGAUUCGGAACAAGGCGACCAUCGAAAUGGAUCCCGCUCCGAAUACCAACCAACUUUGACCCUGCCCCCUUACUAUACCCUCCUGCAAUCACCACCUUUGUUUGUUUGCUAGUUGCUCGAAGCAAUCCGGGGACAAUUUUACCCAGUAUAAUCUUGAGCAUCAGUUCCUUACCGCAGGCCUUGAUACCGAAGCUUGACGUUGACACAUCAUACGAUACCCUUCAUUGGGCAUUGUCAUGCCUGCCUCUGGUUUGGGGACCUGCAUUAGAUUCAUCGAGAUUUGACCCAACAUACGCAUUCUUGUCUGCAGAAGCACUUGUCUUAUUAUAUCCUGUUCACCAGACGCUGUGCACUGUCUUGCACUACCUUACAACAACUAGCCUCUUGACCGCCGAACUUCAGUUACUGUCUAUCGCAUUGAUCAGUGUGCUUAUUUUGUCUGCAUCACCUCAAGCGAAGAUUCUAAAGGGUCUGUUAUGGGGCGGCGGUCUUGCUGUGCUUGUAUUUUGCGGACCAGUCAUUAGAUGGGGUAUUGCGCUGGCGCGAGUGCCCAAAUGGCGGUUUAGACGACCCUCAAGCUCACAAAAGCAUCGGUUUUGGAAAGAACUUCGCAAGCUAUUGUCUUGGCACCGGAUUAAAAGUGAUAUGGUAGGGUCUGUAUACGAAGAUAGCCCCUCCGAGACGACAUCAUCGGCCGAUGAGGAGGAUGAUAUUCCAAUCUUCCGAGGCCCACUACGUGUCAAAACCCUUGGACCCAAUCUCGACAUCAGGGACACAACAGAAUCCGUUGGCACUUCUGGAGUCACCUCACCUAACGACAUCAGCGGCGGCAUCUCACGACGACAUACCAUGCCACAUCCGGAUAAAUUGCGGAAGAGCGCUGUACAUACUCCGUCUGGGAGACGAAAGCGGGCUAUAUCGCUUUCACUUCGGCCUUAUAUCAGACUGACACAGGAGCAGGCUCUCGUGCGGAAAUGGGCUUAUGCGGCCUAUGUGUACACAGCCAUUAUCGGAAUCAUAUUAGUCGGCGUGCGAACCUAUGUCGAGCAGUUUGCGCUGAAUGGGCACGAACCAAUAGGCUGGGCUCUGGGGUACAUGUUUGGAAACCUACCCUGGUUCAGAUUCCAAGUUGUUAGUGCCAAUCUUGAGCGAUGGGUCUGUCUCCCAGCGAUUUCUGGGGCCAAAGAAUGCCACUCCGGCUGGGUCCAACAUCUUCGUCAUGAUGCUUUUGGCGAGGCCAAUACUCGCCUUAUCCUCAGCGCCUAUUGGCUUACCAUUCUCGUCUUUGGCCUAGUCGUUGUAUUCAAACUCAAGGAGACCUACGAAGUCGAUACCAGGCGCAAGGUGUUUCAUUUUAUGAUGGUGGGAAUGUUUCUCCCAGCCGUAUACGUCGACCCAGCAUAUGCUGGCCUCGCGUUAUCCAUUAUACUCGCUAUAUUCUUGAUCCUCGAUCUCCUCCGCGCAAGUCAGCUUCCGCCGCUAUCUAAACCCAUUGCUUCAUUUUUGGCACCCUACGUCGACGGCAGAGACUUCCGCGGCCCCGUUGUUAUCUCUCACAUCUUCCUCCUUAUCGGUUGCGCAAUUCCCCUCUGGCUGGCUCUAGCUUCACUCUCUCGCACGGGAUCAGGCUGCUUAUCAGGCUGGGAAGUACCAACCCGGGAUGUCAGCAUGGUAUCCGGUGUUAUAUGCGUCGGCCUCGGUGAUGCUGCAGCUUCACUUAUUGGUCGUCGGUAUGGACACCGUAAGUGGCUCUGGGGCGGGGGAAAGAGUCUCGAAGGGAGCCUAGCGUUCGCCGUUGCCGUGUUUGCAGGUCUAGGCGCCGCAGGGGUGUGGUUACGUGUUGGAGGAUGGCCGAUGACAGAUCAACCGGUUGGGUGGUAUGCCAGUGCGAGGAAUGCUGGUAUCUGUGCGACGAUGGGGAGUCUUACUGAGGCGGUUUUGACGGGCGGUAACGAUAAUGUGAUUGUGCCGGUUGUUCUGUGGACAUGCGUAAAAAGUCUUGGCAUAUAA
This is a messenger RNA of Metarhizium brunneum ARSEF 3297, 2643 nucleotides long. It is a transcript of the gene sec59, whose product is annotated as Dolichol kinase sec59. Gene Ontology annotation, cellular component: endoplasmic reticulum membrane. Lineage: Eukaryota; Fungi; Ascomycota; Sordariomycetes; Hypocreales; Clavicipitaceae. Gene Ontology annotation, molecular function: dolichol kinase activity. Gene Ontology annotation, biological process: dolichyl monophosphate biosynthetic process. The record is from RefSeq and is a predicted model, not a curated record.